AUGGAAAAAAGCGCACAAGAGCCUAAUCCCUUCGACCAGUUGAUCAUAGAAUGUCACGAUGACCCUAAACAGAUCCAAACUCGAUAUGAGACCCAUCGAUCCAACCGCAAUGCGCAAUUCAAGGAUAAAAUCCUCGGUCCCGACUUCAAGGGCUGGCAGACUGAUGAGAUCCUGAGGAAGUUGCAUACACAUGCUGAAGCUGACGGCCAGACACGGCCAUUUGUCGAUCCUCGGCACAACCUGACGCUCUACGCUCGACCACCGCAGCAUAUCCGGAACCUGGUGGCUGAGAUCCAGCAGGAUAUUUGCGAUGUAGCUCCAAGCGUUUGGUUCACGCCCCUGGAGCAAUUGCACAUGACUACACUGGAGAUUGCCAGCUGUCGACCUGAGCCGGAGAUUGAAGGGUUGGUCUCUCGUCUUCAGGGCCAUGGCGUUGUGAUGGAUCUGGUGGAUUAUCUAUUCCACCAUCGGACGCGCCUGGUUAAACCCAUGGUCAGUUACGAUGCAACUGCGAUGGCGCUGACUUUUGUCCCGGCCGCCGGAGAGGGGACAACCACUACCCACAACGUGAAAGAUGAUGGGUACACAUAUCAUCAUCUGCGACGUGAUGUUUCUGGUAAGGUGACAGCGACGGGGUUACAAAUGAAGCCGAGGUACAUUGCCCUCUCAGCACAUAUUACGAUUGCACGUUUCAUCACGCAGGAUGGGUUUGUGCUAGAGAACCCUAAUCAAGGGGGAGGAGAGGUAGUGGACCAUGCGCGAGUGGCUGCAUUGGUAGAUAGGGUGGAGAAGAUUAAUGAGAAGCUCCGGGAGAAGUAUUGGUUUCGAGAAGACGGGGUCAUCUCCAUGAAGGGGGAAUGGCUUGUCAACGUUCCGAAAACCCGCCGGACGUACUGCAAGUCCAAGGAGUGCCACAAGCACACCCAGCACAAGGUCACCCAGUACAAGGCUGGAAAGGCCUCUCUGUUCGCCCAGGGUAAGCGUCGUUACGACCGGAAGCAGAGCGGUUAUGGUGGUCAGACCAAGCCCGUCUUCCACAAGAAGGCCAAGACCACCAAGAAGAUCGUCCUUCGUCUUGAGUGCACUGCCUGCAAGACCAAGAAGCAGCUCUCCCUGAAGCGCUGCAAGCACUUCGAGCUUGGUGGUGACAAGAAGACCAAGGGUGCUGCUCUUGUCUUCUAG
This is a messenger RNA of Aspergillus sclerotioniger CBS 115572, 1182 nucleotides long. Its product is annotated as 60S ribosomal eL42 domain-containing protein. Gene Ontology annotation, molecular function: structural constituent of ribosome. The transcript is spliced from 6 exons. Lineage: Eukaryota; Fungi; Ascomycota; Eurotiomycetes; Eurotiales; Aspergillaceae. Gene Ontology annotation, cellular component: cytosolic large ribosomal subunit; ribosome. Gene Ontology annotation, biological process: translation. The record is from RefSeq and is a predicted model, not a curated record. Bases 1 to 1182 code for a protein of 393 amino acids.